Molecule: messenger RNA, 1370 nt
Organism: Lotus japonicus
Lineage: Eukaryota; Viridiplantae; Streptophyta; Magnoliopsida; Fabales; Fabaceae
Exons: 4
Coding region: 11-832 (273 amino acids)
Biological process (GO): recombinational repair
Source: RefSeq, a predicted model, not a curated record
ACUUCGGAAUAUGGGGAUCCGAACGUUAAUUUUUUUUCUCAUUUUAAUUUUAAGUCUCUCCAUCACUAUCCACAACCAACCACAACCAACCUCAUUACUCUCAUCCAACCACAGCCAACCUAAUUACUAUCAACCACCAACAACAACCAACCCCAUUACUCCUUCAUCUAUAAAUUUGCUUGAUUUAAGCUUUCUUGUAUUCAUCCUCUCCUUUCAUUCUUUCAACGAAACCUUCAAAAUCAAAAUGGAACAAGAUUUGCCCACCUUCAUCCGCCCUUGCAAACUCCGAGGCAACUCUUCUGCAAGUUCUCGUCCUCUCAUUCCCGGCCCUGCUGGUGUUGUCCAGGCCGCCAUGAUUCAACGCAGCUCCACCACCGACGGACACCUCAUUCCAACCCAACAAUUUGUUAGGCGCGUCGUCGAAGACGGUCACGACACUGAUCCCGAUUUUCACUCCAAUGCUUGGCUUUCAGCCCUGCAAUUAGGCGGAUCUGCAACUCCUCUGGGUUCAAUCACUCACCAUCUAGAAAGGGUCGAUCUCAUCGUCGCAGUUAUCAAAUCAUGCACGCCAAACGGAUUCGGCGAUGUGUCAGUUACCCUGAAGGAUCCUACGGGCACUGUCGGUGCUAGUGUCCAUCACAAGGUUUUCACUGAAAGCGAAUUCGCGAAGGACAUAAAUGUUGGAUCUGUUAUGCUUAUCCAGAAGGUAGCUGUGUUUUCUCCUAGAAAAUCUAAUUGUUACCUGAACAUAACAUUGCCCAACAUAGUUAAGGUAUUCUCCAGUGACUGUGGACCUCCAUCUGAAACAUUCACCGACAUUACAGAAGAUUGAUUAAUGUUAUUUGGCUAAUUUUGAAUUAUUUGCAACUUUAAAAAAUCCUUGACCUGGAUUAUGUAGGCUAUGUUGCGUCCCUUGAAUUAUGUACGUUAUUUUGCUUCAAUUGGAUUAUGUGCGUUAUUUCACUUCCCAUUGGAUUUUGUUUGUUAUUUUACCUGAUUUAAAAAGAGAUAAAAAUGUAAUCAAAUCAAGUAAAGCGUGAUAAUGUGAAAUCCAAACUAAUAAUGCGAUAAAAGUACAGACCGAUAAUAAAGCGUGUAUAAACUAAUAAUGCGAUAAAAGUACACAUAAUAAUAAUGUCACUGCCCCCUGCCCCUACGACCCACCCUACCCCUACGACCUCUGCCUCCGCCUCUGCCACCUCCUCUAUCUCCGCCUCCUCCUCUGCCUCGACCUCUGCCUCCUCGUACACCAACGAAAGUGACGCCCUGGGUCCUGCUCAAGUCUCUGAUGACAGUGAGGCACUUCUCUAAUAAAGUGCGGGAGCGUGUAUCUCUAGGGGGACCGUCGUCGACCUCAAGUCCCUGCUCUA